AUGUGUGGAUAUACCGAUGACGAGAACCUCAUGCGUCUUCAGCGGUGCCUCAAAGGGAAUGCGAAGGAAGCAGUUCGGGGACAUCUCUACCAUCCGUCAUCAGUGCCACAGGUAAUGGCGACCUUGGAAACACUCUACGGUCGCCCUGAAUUGAUAGUGAAGUGCCUGAUGAAUAAAGUGUAUUCAACGCCGGCGCCGAAAGCAGACAAGCUGGAGAGCCUCAUCAGCUUCGGACUCGUCGUUCAGAACCUUUGUAGCCAGCUGCAGUCCAUGGGCAUGGACGCCCAUCUUUCAAACCCUUCGCUACUCCAGGAGUUGGUGGACAAGUUGCCGGCCAAUAUCAAGCUGGACUGGGCCUUGUACCAACGACAGAUUCCAGUAGCAGAUUUGCGGGCGUUUGGCGCGUACAUGACAACAAUUCUGUCUGCGGCCAGCAACGUCACACUUUACGCAGAGCCAGUGCGAAAGCAGGAGAAGUUCAAGGGUAAAGAGAAGGGUUUUGUGAACGCGCAUACGACGGAGCCGGAACGGAAAGUCCUGCGGGACGUCAAGACGGAAGAUGCUGGUGCUAGUACCGUUCGCCAACCGAAGCCGUGUCUACUCUGCAAGAAGGACGGACACAAAGUGCGCGAGUGCAAUAGUUUCAAGAGCUUGUCCCUGGAGAAUCGUUGGAAGACGGCCCAGCAGCUAAGCCUCUGCCGCCGUUGCCUGAUUCCUCACGGUAAGUGGCCGUGCAAGGCUACGGUGUGUGGUGUAAGCAACUGUGAAGCACGCCAUCACAAGCUACUGCACCCGGGAAACCCUCAGGCGCCGACUAUCGAAGCAGUGUCUUCAGCGAGAAGCCAGGUCACACCCACAACAUCAGCGACGGUGAACGUUCAUCGUCAACUUCCGUGUCCGGUGCUAUUCCGGAUUCUUCCAGUUACUCUUCACGGGAAAAACAAGUCAGUCACCACGUUGGCAUUCCUCGACGACGGAUCUUCCUACACACUAAUGGAAAAAGAGUUGGCUGAUGAACUGGGCGUUGAAGGUGAAGCCGAACCCCUGUGUUUGCAGUGGACCAGCAGUAUCAAACGAACCGAAAAGGAUUCACAGAACGUACAGUUGGAAAUCUCGGCGGCUGGCAACAGUCAAAAGCACACACUGGAAUACGUGCGGACGGUAGAAAGCUUGGAUCUUCCCCCGCAGUCUUUGCAGUACGAAGAGAUGGCGCGCAGAUACGAUUACCUCAAAGGUCUACCCGUAGACAGUUAUCCUAUCGCUACACCCCGUAUUCUGAUCGGUGUGGACAACGCUAAAUUGCUGCUGACGCUGAAGAAGCGAGAAGGGAAGUAUUUCGAACCAGUUGCAGCAAAAACAAGGCUUGGUUGGACCAUCUACGGGAAAGCAGAAGGACUUUCGAGUACACCAGAACAUCGUCUUCUCCACAUCUGCGCUCGCUCAUCCGACGAACAGUUACAUGACGCAGUGAAAAACUUCUUUUCCAUCGAAAACGUUGGCGUGGCACUUGUUCCACAAAUCGAAGCUGAAGAAGAUCGGCGAUCGCGUGAGAUUCUCGAGAAAACAACUAUUCGGACAUCAUCCGGGCGCUUCCAAACAGGACUGCUCUGGAAGUUUGACUGCGUUGAAUUUCCUCAAAGCCGAUUCAUGGCUGAAAAGCGACUGUCUUGUUUGGAACGGAGUUUGAGCAAGAAACCGGAGCUGUACGCAAACGUCCGACAGCAGAUCCUCGAUUAUCAAUCGAAGGGCUACGCCCAUAAGCUUACAAAUGAAGAAGCCAGCCUCAGUGACCCUAGAAGAGUCUGGUACUUGCCGUUAGGUGUGGUUCAGAACCCGAACAAGCCUGGAAAAGUCCGGGUUGUGUGGGACGCAGCGGCAACUACCGGUGGCGUAUCACUAAACUCCAUGCUGCUGAAGGGGCCGGAUCUACUCACAUCGCUACCAUCCGUACUAUUCCGUUUCCGCCAGCGAGAGGUGGCCAUUACGGGUGACAUAAAAGAAAUGUUCCAUCAGAUCCUGAUUCGGCCGGAGGAUCGACAAGCUCAGCGGUUUCUGUGGCGGGACAGUGCAACGGAACCAGUGCAGGAAUACGUGAUGGAUGUUGCAACGUUUGGGUCAACAUGUUCGCCAUGCUCUGCCCAAUACGUAAAAAACAGAAAUGCCGAAGAGUGGAAGCAGGUAUACCCGGACGCGGCCGCGGCUAUCGUGGAGAACACCUACGUAGAUGACUACGCGAACAGUUCAGAUACGGUUGCGGAAGCAGUUCGCAUAGCGCUCGAGGUGAAGGAGAUACACGCAAGUGCUGGUUUCGAGAUUCGGAAUUGGCUUUCAAGCUCCAAACAAGUUCUUCGACGGGUCGGGGAAGAAACAACGCAAGUCUCAAAGUGCUUCAUUGCAGAGAAGUCCACCGGUUCAGAACGGGUACUUGGAAUGGCGUGGCUACCAGAACCCGACGAAUUCACGUUUGCUCUUAAGCUUCGUGAUGAAGUUGUUCAACUGUUGGCGGAAGGAUUCAUUCCGACAAAGCGUCAAGUGCUAAGAGUGGUCAUGAGCAUCUUUGAUCCUCUCGGGCUUGUUGCAGCGUUUGUAGUGCACGGAAAAUGCUUGAUCCAGGACAUUUGGAGAGCGAAAGUGAACUGGGACGAGCGAAUUCCAGAAGAAUUGGUCAUCAAGUGGCGGCGUUGGGUGGAGGUGCUGCAAAACCUUAACCAGGUGAAGAUUCCACGCUGCUAUUUUCCUGGAUACGAUCACCGCAGUUUGAAACGCUUGGAACUUCACGUGUUCGUAGAUGCAAGUGAGGCCGCGUAUGCAUGCGCCGCUUAUUUCCGGAUUGUCGACCGAGGACAGGUACGCUGCGCGCUGGUGACGGCCAAAACAAAAGUGGCACCUCUAAGUGCAAUGUCGGUGCCUCGUUUGGAACUGCAAGCCGCAGUUAUCGGUGUCCGACUAAUGAAAUCGGUGCAGGAAAACCAUACAUUACCGAUAAGCCGUCGCGUAAUCUGGGGCGACUCUAAAACAGUUCAAUCGUGGCUUCGAUCGGAUCAGCGGAAGUACCGACAAUUUGUGGCGUUCAGGGUCAGCGAGAUUCUGAAUGAGACGAGCCUGGAAGAAUGGAAAUGGGUUCCUACACGACGCAACGUAGCAGAUGAAGCCACCAAGUGGGGCAAAGGACCGAGCUUUCAACCAGACAGUCGAUGGUUUACAGGACCUGAAUUCCUUUACGAGGAUGAAUCUAGAUGGCCAGAACAGGAAUACUCGCCGCCGGAUAUCCAGGAAGAAAUGCGACCAGUCCACGCCCACCACCGCCCAUCUUCGAAUCCAGUGUUCAAUUACCAGCGGUUCUCCAAGUAUCAACGACUUCUACGGACGGUAGGGUAUGUACUGCGCUUCAUUGAUCGUUGUCGUCGAAAGCCUGCAACCGAUUCUUCCGAUACUGGAGUACUGUCGAGAAAGGAGCUGUUGGAGGCGGAACUCGUGCUGUGGCGGUUGGUGCAGAACGAAGAAUAUGCCGAAGAAGUGUCGACGAUUCGCAAGAACAAGGAACGACCGCCAGGAGAAGUCAAAAGGUUGACGAAAAGUAGCCCGUUACGCAAGUUGACGGUUUUUCUCGACGAUAACGGAGUUCUGCGUAUCGAAGGGCGGAUUGAGGCAGCAAAAUUUGUUCCAUACGAGCCCAAGUAUCCCGUGGUGCUCCCAAAACAACACUACGUUACUCGACUGCUCGUCGAUCACUUUCACCGACGGUACGCACAUGGUUACGGAGAAACGGUGAUCAACGAGCUUCGACAGAUCUUCCACAUUCCUGGUUUGAGAACUCUUGUCCGACAGAUUGCCAAUCGUUGCUCAUGGUGUACCGUGUAUCGUGCAGCUCCCCGGUCCCCGCGAAUGGCACCUCUUCCAGCUGCGAGAGUGACCCCGUACGUCCGGCCAUUCACAUUUAUUGGCAUCGACUACUGUGGGCCUUUCCUGAUUCGCAUCGGUAGAAACAACGUGAAGAGAUGGGUGGUACUCAUCACUUGCCUAACUGUACGAGCCGUUCAUCUAGAGAUUGCCUGCAGCUUGUCCAGUGAGUCAUGCAAGAUGGCUAUUAGACGGUUUAUCGCCAGGAGAGGAGCUCCGCAGGAGAUCUACAGUGACCAGGGCACAAAUUUUGUUGGUGCAAGCAAAGAGUUACGGGAGGAAAUAGCUGCGAUGAACCAUACGUUGGGCAGAACCUUCACCAACCGUGACACUCAGUGGCGUUUCAACCCCCCGGCCGCCCCCCACAUGGGUGGAGCGUGGGAACGCAUGGUGCGAACCGUGAAAGUUUCGCUGCAGACGCUCCAGACCAGUAGGACACCAGAUGAGGAGACGUUCCACACCCUUCUGACUGAAGUGGAAGGUAUAAUCAACUCGCGACCGCUGACAUUUGUUCCGUUAGGAUCAGAGGAAGAAGAAGCUCUUACACCUAACCACUUCCUGAUGCUUAGUUCUAACGGUGUAGUUCAGCCACCACAGGAACCGGUGACGGAUAGCGGACGAGCACUCAGGGCUAACUGGGAUCUGAUACGAAGUAUGUUGGACCAGUUCUGGACGAAAUGGAUAAAGGGCUACCUGCCCACGAUCUGUCGCCGCUCCAAGUGGUUCGACGAUAUCAAGCCAGUACAAGUAGGAGAUUUAGUGGUGGUGAUUGACGAAGGAACCCGGAACAGCUGGACUCGCGGAAAGGUGGUUAAGGUCUAUCCUGGAAACGAUGGCAGAAUACGAAAAGUGGACGUGCAGACUGCGAAUGGAGUGUUCCAGCGACCGGUUACCAAGGUAGCUGUGCUUGAUGUGGCUGUAGGUGGUAUAGCUGAGCCUGAGGCAGGACAGCAGCAAUACGGGUCGGGGAAUGUGCGCGAGGAAGCCCACCGUGCACACUACCACCAACCUGGUCGAUAA
Aedes albopictus (Asian tiger mosquito) is the source of this 4920-nucleotide messenger RNA. RefSeq lists its product as uncharacterized. The coding region runs from base 1 to 4920 and encodes 1639 amino acids. The record is from RefSeq and is a predicted model, not a curated record. The transcript has a single exon. Gene Ontology annotation, molecular function: nucleic acid binding. Gene Ontology annotation, biological process: DNA integration. NCBI's taxonomy places the organism in Eukaryota, Metazoa, Arthropoda, Insecta, Diptera, Culicidae.